AUGUCAUUUAAUAAGGCCAAAAACAACACAUUUGCAUUGGCGGCAUUCAAUGUAUACAAGAAUAAUAGGUCGCUCUUUUUGAAUUCGUCGUAUAUUCUUUUGAUUACAGCGGCGUUCUCAGGUGCAACUAACACUAGUUCGAAGCGGAGCAAACGAGAGGAUGUUUCAAAGGAUGUGGAAAAAAAGAAGACCAAAGUCAGCAAGGAAGCGGGACUUAGGCUCUUCCGAGCAGCCAUACCAAGUUGGACGGAUCUGGCGGUGAUGUAUUUGGGGGCACAUUUGGUAUUAUUGGUGGUGAGAGCGUAUUUGACGAUCAAAGUUGCUAGUUUGGAUGGUAAAUUGGUAGGGGCAUUGGUCAGUAAAAGGCUCAAGAUGUUUGGGAGAUUGUUGGCAAUAUGGAUGUUGAUUGGGUUUCCAGCGUCCGUGGUUAAUUCAUUGUUGACGUGGACCAGAAACAUGUUGCGGAGGUCUUUGAGAAGAAACAUGAAUGAUAGUAUUAUGGAGGACUAUUUGCCUGACAAUCUUGAUCCUAACUACUAUUCAUUGAUCCAGUUGUCUGACAACAAGGUUAACGACCCAGAUCAAAGAAUUUCCACGGAUGUGGCGAGAUUAGCGCAAGCAUUGUCAAGCUUACCAGGCCAAUUAUUAAAGCCUACGUUGGAUAUGUUGUUGUGUGCAAGAGAAUUGUCAAAGAGUGGUGUUGGGAGUGGUGAAGGUAGUCUUGCAUUGGGGAUUAUAGCCCAUUUUUCGACUAUUAUUUUGCGUUUCUUUUCUCCACCAUUUGCGAAGCUUGCUUCGGAAAGAGCAAACUUAGAGGGUCAAUUAAGAUCAGCGCACUCAAAAAUUGUCACCAAUAACGAAGAAAUCGCCUUCUUAAGAGGUUACAACCGUGAAUUGGAUUAUAUUGAUUUUUGUUACUACCAAUUAGAAAGGUUUUUGAAGAUGGAAUAUUGGAAAAAGGCCAUUCAUGAAAUUGCGCAAACUUUUAUUGUUAAGUACUUUUGGGGUGCCGCUGGUUUGGUUUUAUGUUCGGCUCCGGUCUUUAUCAACAGAUAUUUGGGUAACGAUCCAAAUCCAUCAGCUUCUGCUGACUUUAUUACGAAUAGAAGAUUGCUUUUGAGUGCAUCUGACUCGUUAGAUAGAUUAAUAUAUUCAAGGAGAUACCUCUUGCAAGUUCUUGGUCAUGCUACAAGAGUCGCAGAUUUCCAAGAUGCAUUGGUUAAAAUUCAAGACAGAAAAUUGAAUAAGCCACUUCCUACUGGUGGUGAAGCUGCCACCACUAAUGUGAACUAUGGAAAUGAAAUUACUUUUAGGGAUGUAAGAUUGAUCACCCCUGCUGAUGUCACAUUGAUUGAAAGUUUGAAUUUUAGUGUCAAGCAUGGUCAACACUUAUUGAUCGCUGGGCCAAAUGGUUCUGGGAAAUCUUCAUUGUUCAGAAUGUUGGGUGGCUUAUGGCCAUGUAAUAAGGGUAAUAUCACUAUCCCAACCUCUAAGAAUAUGUUUUAUUUACCUCAGAGAGCUUAUUUAUGCCGUGGUAAUUUAAGGGAACAAAUCAUUUACCCACAAUCUCUUGAAGACUUUGAAAAAAAUAAAGAUUCCAAAACAGAUGAACAUUUGAAUGGAAUUAUGAAAAUCUUGCAAUUAGAUGACUUGUUGGUUGGAGAGGACCCUUGGAAUAUGACGAGAAACUGGGCUGAAGAAUUAUCAGUCGGAGCUCAGCAAAGAUUGGCUAUGGCUAGGUUAUAUUACCAUAGACCUAAAUUUGCUGUUUUGGAUGAAUGUACUUCGGCCGUCUCUCCAGCCAUGGAACAAUUUAUGUAUAAACAUGCACAAGAAUUAGGCAUUUCGUUGUUAUCGGUUGCACACAGACCUGCGUUAUGGCACUUCCACAAUUAUUUGCUUAAGUUUGAUGGAAAGGGUGGUUAUUUCUUCGGUGAAUUGGACGCAACUAAAAGAUUGAAGUUUGAAGAAGAAAGAUUGAUAUUAGAGAAGAACUUGAGAGAUGUUCCUUUUUUGAGAGAAAGGUUACAAGAAUUGAAGAAGGUUUCUAAUGCUCAACAUUUAAGAUACAACACUUCCCACAAAAAUUUGACUGCAUUAUGA
This is a messenger RNA of Debaryomyces fabryi, 2103 nucleotides long. RefSeq names its product ATP-binding cassette long-chain fatty acid transporter (gene PXA2). NCBI's taxonomy places the organism in Eukaryota, Fungi, Ascomycota, Pichiomycetes, Serinales, Debaryomycetaceae. Gene Ontology annotation, cellular component: peroxisomal membrane. Gene Ontology annotation, biological process: long-chain fatty acid import into peroxisome; fatty acid beta-oxidation; peroxisome organization. Gene Ontology annotation, molecular function: long-chain fatty acid transmembrane transporter activity; ATP binding; ABC-type transporter activity. The record is from RefSeq and is a predicted model, not a curated record. The transcript has a single exon. The coding region runs from base 1 to 2103 and encodes 700 amino acids.